Messenger RNA from Varanus komodoensis (Komodo dragon), 3199 nucleotides. RefSeq names its product cornichon family AMPA receptor auxiliary protein 1 (gene CNIH1). Gene Ontology annotation, biological process: vesicle-mediated transport. The record is from RefSeq and is a predicted model, not a curated record. Bases 55 to 489 code for a protein of 144 amino acids. Lineage: Eukaryota; Metazoa; Chordata; Lepidosauria; Squamata; Varanidae. The transcript is spliced from 5 exons.
CCCCCGCGCGCCGCCGCCGCCGCCGCUGGGCUCGGGCCUGCCGCCGCCGCCGCCAUGGCGUUCACGUUCGCCGCCUUCUGCUACAUGCUGGCGCUGCUGCUCACCGCCGCCCUCAUUUUCUUCGCCAUCUGGCAUAUUAUAGCUUUUGAUGAGUUGAAGACUGACUACAAGAAUCCAAUAGACCAGUGUAAUACGCUGAACCCUCUUGUACUUCCAGAGUACCUCAUCCAUGCGUUCUUCUGUGUUAUGUUUCUGUGUGCAACAGAAUGGCUUACGCUGAGUCUCAAUAUGCCGCUGUUGGCUUACCACAUUUGGAGGUAUAUGAGCAGGCCUGUGAUGAGUGGACCAGGACUGUAUGACCCAACAACAAUAAUGAACGCAGAUAUUUUAGUGUAUUGCCAGAAGGAAGGCUGGUGCAAACUAGCAUUUUAUCUGCUCUCCUUUUUUUACUACCUAUAUGGCAUGAUUUACGUUUUGGUCAGCUCUUAAGGACGAUGCCCAGCAGACUUGGUUCCAGUAAAGUGCAUGCAGAAAAGCCACAGAACAAAGAAGACUCUGCUAUCGAGAUUUAACUAUGGAAUCUGGUGUCCACAAUUACAAUGGGAGGAUCGGACUUCCUCUUCUCACUCCCCGCAACCCUUCCAGUACGUCUGUACUUUAAUACUCAUGGACAGACUUUUUUAAAAAAAUUAUUGGGAUGGUUAAAGUGACGAGAAUUGCCUAUAAAUUGAUGUAAAGCAAUCGCCUCUGGCUUUGGAAGGUUUUCACCCUGCACUCCAUAAGGAACAGCCCAUGCCCUCCAUUAUAGCUGUAUCAAUUGCUGUAUAGUGUAAUAGAGGAUUUGUUUGCUUUGUUUACUGGACUUUAUAGUGGCUCAUUUGAGUUAGGGACUUCCGUCUAGGUGUCAGUCGUAGGUACCAAGUGCUUCUGAAAGACUGAACGCUUCUCUGUAUUAUCUCUUAGGUAACCUCUGUGUGUCUUAUAGAUGAAUAUACGAGUACAACUGCAGGAGGAAUAGUGGUUCUGUUUUUUACUCUCUGGAAAUUCUCUGCCUCUGAUGUGCGUGGCUCACACUUGCCAUAUUUACAUGAACUGAAACCCCUUUGCUUUAAUUUCCAAGCUAAGUGGAUACAGUAGAGAAAGUGGAGCUAAUGGUGAAGGUGCAUUUUGAGACCACUCUUGUUUGAAAGCGGACGGAGAGAAGAAGGAAUGUGUUACCAUUUCAAGAUACCAUUUGGACCACACGAGGUAACAAAGGUAGUUCUGAGAGUGUGAAAGCUCAUCACGUCCACUUUGACACACAUGUGCAACGAGGUUGAAUAAAUUUCUGUGCGGUUCCUUAGUGCAAUGCAAUAAAGAUCCAAAAGACAGGUAUUUACCCUCUUCUGCUCGUUUAAGCCAAAAGUGCUUUGGAACGGUUGGUUUUAGUCAAAUGCUGAGGCAAUAUCGUUCCAGCAGUAGCUUGUUUAAAGGUGAAUGAUUGCUGCGUGUACUGAACAGUUACACUGGCUGUAGACUGAAGAUGGGGAGAAGCUAGGUCACAGUCCUUCUGUGGGCCGCCUCCUGCUUGCCGGCUGCUAGAAUUCUUACUAAGGUGAAGAGACCAUUCUGAAGAGCGUAGUCUCUGGAAGAGCCUCUUGUAACGUUUAAAGCACUUUGGAUCACGGAGAUUCCUGGAAAGCAGAAAUGGAGAAUCCGUCAGACUCAAGCUGGUCCACCCCUGCUGUAGACCAGCCUUCCCCCGUCUGGCGCGCUCCAGCUGCUUUGGACACUCGUCAGUCCAAGUCAGCAUGGCCGGUGGCCAGGAAUGCUUGGAGGGGGAGUCAAAAACGUCCGGAGGGUACCAGGUUGCAGAAACCUGCGUAGAGCAUCCUGUGGCCAUUGGCUGUGGAAGCAAGUUCCUCUCCACCGGUUCAUGCUUCUUGGAGCAAAGGAGAAGGCAAGGGAAUGGCGUUUAACCAUGAGCGGCUCGUUUUGCUGCUGUUACAGGUUGUGUGAAGUCAACCAUGGAUAUUUCUGUAGUAAGCAAGCCCUUUGUUUAGAUCUAUGGAGUUAAAUUGGAAUAAAAACGAAAUGUUGCCCCAUCUGUAUGUUUCGUUACACCCUAGGUGUUUAAGAGCCUAUCAAGCUGCAAAGCUGUUCUUGAGCAAGGGUGUUAGGAUGUAUUGAUACGAGGUCGCAAUUUGAGGCCCUAAUCUCUCAUGACAGCCAGGUAGUUUUUCUCUACAAUCUUCUUUCCAUUGCCAUCUUCAGAAACGGCUGGUUUCUGGAGGCCGGUGUGUGAAGUCUCACAUUAUGUUCAUGUAAUGCUGUAAUCUCUAGCUGUAGACUCCGACAUUGCUUUAGUUCAGUUUCCAUACUGGUCUGCUCAUAUAGAAAAGGUCUCUCUUGCUGCUUAACCUCUUGUAACGCAGCUGACUUCGUACAUGUUCUUUAAACUCGUGCAGGCUGUGUGCAGCAUUAGCUUCCACAUUUGGACUCGUUUAGGCUUUUAAGAACAAACCAAUGAGGUGUCACAGAUGUAAGUCCGGCAUUGCAACUUGGGUGGCAGACAUCUUACUGGUCAGUCAGAUGCUGCACAAGCGCACUCACACACCCGUCCGCUUUUUUAAAACGCAGUUCGUGUUUUCUGUAACAAGUUCAACAACACGGUACCAAAAUGGGAACUUUAAAAACAGUGCUGGAUCUCUCUGUGAAAUGGGAGAGAAUUGUAUAUGUGUAAGUUAUUUUCAACUGCUUUCAAGUCUGAGAGAAAAUUGUACCUGUGCUUUUAGGGGAAAUGUGCUGCUGUCAGAUUCUCUACCUCUCUUAAAGUGUGAUGCCUGCAUUCAAGCACUAUUUCCUACAUUUUCUUUCACACUAAACCUGCUCUUUAACGGUCUGGUCUCAGAAGUUGAAUUAGUGGAGAGAAUAUUUAGAUUCUCCUCAUCUUUCAAGGAUAAAAAUUGGCAAAUAGAAUGCAUGAAGUUCAAUUAACCAGUAACAGGGGCUUUGCCAUAAAAAUGGUUUCUGACUUUCCUCUGCUUCUCUGUAAAUGUACAGCAAUCCGGUAAGACCAAUAGGGGAUGAUAUCAAAUGGGAACAGCAAUGGGUUUAAGUUGUAUAGUAGAAAAUAUCUAAGAAGGAAUGACAAAUGGAAUAUAUUAACCAAAGAAGUUGUGUAAUUUUUCUGAGCAUUAAAGGAAUGAAUGAGUAGCGA